Messenger RNA from Annulohypoxylon maeteangense, 1548 nucleotides. Its product is annotated as MFS general substrate transporter. NCBI's taxonomy places the organism in Eukaryota, Fungi, Ascomycota, Sordariomycetes, Xylariales, Hypoxylaceae. The transcript has 3 exons. Gene Ontology annotation, biological process: transmembrane transport. Gene Ontology annotation, molecular function: transmembrane transporter activity. The record is from RefSeq and is a predicted model, not a curated record. Bases 1 to 1548 code for a protein of 515 amino acids.
AUGAAUAAAAGGACGAUAUACUACCGCGGCCGAGAUGCUGAAAAACACGGCCCAGCCAAACAGCCACCACGAGAUGGUUCGUUAUCCGGAACAGAGCACAAAGACAACACAAGGAAGAUACGCGGGUUUCAUUGGAUUAUAAUCUGCGUCUCUCUCUACAUUACCUGCGCCCUCUAUGGUCUCGACACAACCAUAGCGGCAGAUGUCCAAGGCCCCGUGGUUCAAGACCUAGGCCACGUUGAACAACUUGCGUGGGUUGGAGCCGGCUUCCCAUUAGGUUCUGUCUGCGUUAUUCUCUUGCUUGGAACCCUAUACAGAACUUUCAACAUGAAAUGGAACUUCGUUGCGACCACGGUGCUCUUCGAGGCUGGCUCAGCACUCUGUGGGGCUGCGCCGACUAUGAACGCCUUGAUUGUCGGUCGCGUAAUCGCCGGCGCCGGGGGUAGCGGUAUAUACCUCGGUUCAUUGCAGUAUUUCGCAGUCAUGACGGAAGAGAAGGAGCGUGGCUUCUACAUGGCUCUUGUUGGCGUGUUUUGGGGUCUUGGUGCUGUCCUGGGACCUGUUAUCGGCGGUGCCUUCGCCGUAUCUUCAGCAACUUGGCGCUGGGCUUUCUACAUCAACUUGGUCAUUGGUGCUAUCUCAGCACCGGCCCUUCUCUUCUAUCUUCCAUCCAUUCAUCCUAUACAAGGCGUUAACAUAAAAAACCGGCUUGCGACUAUCGACUUUGUUGGCUUCAUUCUUAGUGCUGGCCAAUACUUUGCUCUCUUUACUACUCCGGCACAACGCCUAUUCCCGGGACAUCUGUUACGCAACCGAACUCAAGUGCUGCUAUAUGUUGUUACAGCAGCUGGUACCACGACACUUUUCGUUGUCGUGUAUUACAUCCCCAUAUAUUUUCAAUUUGUCAACGACGACCAAGCGCUGAUGGCAGCCGUACGCCUACUCCCUUUUGUCGUUGUUGGGGUGACGGUGAACCUCGUCUCGGGAUCCUUCCUCCACUUCAUCAAGGUAUAUAUGGUUCUGUAUGUCAUAGCCAGUAUCUUCUUGAUAGCAGGAGGUGGUCCCUUAGUUGUUUACCUCGACCCCAGCUCAUCGACGGGAACCAUCAACGGCUUGACAGUACUCAUUGCUGUCGGUAGCGGUCUAUCAAUGGUGACCUCCUUUACAAUCGCCUCAUUGACCUUGAAGCCAGGGGAUGCGGGUGCCGGAAUCAGUUUGCAAAAUGUAGCGCAGAUAGGCGGACAAGUCAUUUCUCUCGCUAUCGCUGGACAGAUAUACCAAUCGACUGCUACCAGAAAUCUCUCUGCGGCCCUGGCCAGCCAUGGCUACUCGGAUCAGGAUAUUCGGGGAGCCGUAGCAGGUGCGCAAAGUACUUUGUUCCAGGAGUUAGACGGGGAGCUUCGAAACAGAGCAAUUGAAGCCAUCACCGGGGCAAUGCAGAUGACCUUUGUUUUGGUACCUGUGGCUGGAGGUGUCAUGCUAAUCGCCGCCUUAUUCAUGAAGCGUGAAAAGCUUUUUGGGAAAGUUGUAGUAGCUGUUGGUGCUUAG